AUGCCUUUAAAAUGGAUCCGAAAAUACAAGAAUUAUUGGCUGAACUCGAGCGAGAAAGAGCUGAACGUGAGCGAGAAAGAGCUGAACUUGAUCAAGAAAGACAAUGGCGUCAAGACGCGGAAGCUGAGGCGAGAAGCGAAAGAAGGCGGCGUGAAGAAGAGCAACGACGACGUGAAGAAGAGCAACGACGGCGUGAAGAAGCAGAAGCUUUGGCUGCGAGCUCGGAGUCAUCAACACUGCCUCUCUUUUUACAUGCCUGCCAUGAAUUGCGCGGUAACGAGACCGACAAAUCGGAGGGUUCCGUCUCGCAUCACGUUGUGGGACACAUUCACUGAGGAGCAAAUGAAGGUGUGGCACAAGCUCGAUCAGCAUCCCCAUUUCUUGACAGAAAAGCUCUUCCCCUCCCUACAUCAGCUCGACUACGUCCGCCAACUUAUCAGCCCAAUUUCCUCAGAGUGGGAUCUUCGGUACUAUGAACGGGAAACGGUAGAAAAUCAAGUGCGGGCCAUAAUAGACCGAAUAUAUGAGAAUGAUGAGCUUAAGAGAACAUUCGGCUUGCGCGGAUCGAUUACCUUUGAAAGCCAUGCUAACCUUGGGCUUUCAACGCGGGCGGCUGAUUUGAACCCGGGUGAUCAGCAGUCGUCCGUUGAACCCAUGGUCAGGACUGAAUCAAGCACUGGAAAGAGAAUGGGCAAGAAGAAUAAAACAAAGAAAAAAGAGACCACGAUGGUCACGGGAGGACAGGCCGAUCGAUUCUGCAUCUAUCGCCAGGAUGGCGAUGAGCACAUCCCAGCGCUCGCUAUCGAGUACAAGGCGCCCCACAAGCUCACUCGGGAUGAAAUCGUGGGAGGGCUGGCUCAGGACAUUCAUCCUUCCAAAGAAGUAAUUGGUAAGGACUCAGAUGAUCCUGAUUUCUGCUCGAAGCGGUUAGUCGCUGCCGUCAUCACACAGUUGUUCUCCUACAUGGUUGCCAAGGGAGUCCGGUACGGCUAUGUGUGCACCGGAGAAGCCUUUAUCUUUCUACGCAUUCUUGACGAUCCGUCAUCCGUCACGUGUUCCGUCUGUACUCCCAGCCUAGAUGUUGAAGAAAUCAAUGAUGACAGUCUCCAUUUAACUGCCGUCGCUCAGGUACUAGCAUUUACCUUAAGAGCUCUAGUGUCCCCUCCUGCCCCGCAAGAAUGGUAUGAUGCCGUCGCGGAACUUGGCCUCUGGCCGGUUGAAUACUCGGAUAUCCUGGAGCAAACACCUCCAACCGCUCGACAGAAGCAUGCCUCACCACUGUAUCGUGGCCGACGCCCUUCCAAGCUUCCUCCUUUUCAGAUGACAUUACGACCCAGAUGCCGGCCACACACAGAUAUUGUACCUCGAUCAAGAAGCCCUUCCCCCUCAACGUCUCCGCCUCCAUCUCCGUUGUCGCCAUCCGCACGCCGUGGACGAACCGUAAACGCUCGAGCCCGCUCUAACCCGGAUCAAAAAUCUGGUAAGAAAGGGCAAUCCAGCGAAGACAGCGAUGCCAAUUGGAUAGACCAUGCUGCUGAACCACCAAAGAUCAAAAGCCAACCUUACUGUUCCCAGCAGUGUUUGCUGGCCCUACGAGACGAUGGUCCGCUCGACAGCUCCUGCCCGAACUAUCUAGCUCACCUUAAGCGACGGAUCCAGCCAUCGGAGGCUCGUGCUCUUAUCCGAGAGCAGCUCUCCAGGGACCGUGGCCCGGAUGCCAACUGUCGCCCUCUCUACAAGAAGGGAAGUUGUGGGGCAGCGUUUAAAAUCCAUCUUUUGUCGCAUGGCUACACUCUACUCGCAAAGGGCGUCGAACGCAACAAUUUACGUAAACUCGAACAUGAAAAUGAAGUAUACCACAGGCUUCACGAUAUUCAAGGCGACUACAUUCCGGUUUGUCUCGGGAUUGUUGUGCUUGACUCAAAAUACCCGUAUUACUAUGACGAGGGAGUUUAUACCCAUAUGCUCCUUUUGAGCUGGGCGGGAAAGCCCAUCUCGGAAGUUAUGAAAUCGGAUAAUUCGGCAUGCGUGAUUGAGAUGACAUCACAGUCUCUUCAAGCGAUUCACCUUGCAGGUGUACUUACACCGUGA
Molecule: messenger RNA, 2091 nt
Organism: Histoplasma mississippiense
Lineage: Eukaryota; Fungi; Ascomycota; Eurotiomycetes; Onygenales; Ajellomycetaceae
Exons: 2
Coding region: 1-2091 (696 amino acids)
Source: RefSeq, a predicted model, not a curated record